UCUCUAUAUAGCGGGGGCGGGUGACGCUACCUGUAGGUGCCACGGACGUCAUGAGCUUUACCGUGAACAAAAGCGUCGCCAGGGCGAUUUCCGGACUCUUCGGGUCCGAAAAGGAUGCUGAUUGCACGAUUGUAUUUUGCCUUGAAGAACCUAGCUGUCCCUUAAGGCAAAGCCCGCCGCUGGAUGACCUAGGUGCUGAAGUGGACGAAGCCCCAGCCAAACGGCAGAAGCUUGAGGAUGGCUCUUCGGCAGCUCUUUCUUGUGGCACUGUUGUCGUUGGAGAUCCACUACCUGCUCACCAGUUUGUCCUACGCUACGCAUCGGAGCGAUUUUCUGUUCAGAUUGAGCGCUGGGGCAACCAACGGGUACCGUUGCUAAAGUCGUCGCCCGAUGCAAGCGAGGAAGAAUGUGCAGAGGGCCUGCACCUCGCGCUGUCCAAUGGACGGCCGGAGCUGCGCAUCACGCUUGGAAGCGAAGGGGAGCUUGCCGGCGCCCACGCAGCCAUUCGGUACGCCUACACCGGACAGGUGCACGCUGGCAGCAUCCGCGAGGCUCUCGAAGUACGGCGUCAAGCAGCCUACUUGCAAAUCGACGAGUGUGCAACAGCAUGCGAUGAAGUUGUGCGCGAAAAGCUGGAGGCUGCCAGCCAGCGGUCAAGCGCCGCCGGCACAUGUACCGCCAUCAUCGACGCAUCUCCUGCAGCCGGCGCCAGCGCAGACAAGCUCCCACCCGUGCUGGAGCUGUACACCAACGAAGCGCUGUGGCCCGACCCCGACGAGGACCCCAGCUUCGCCGCAGUGCUCUCCGCUGCCAAGCCCCAGCUCGUGUCCUACUUCAACAAUGCCAUCUCCGUCCUCAACACGCCACUCCUCCGCCAGCAGCUGCUGAAGCUCCCCUCCGCCGCCGUGUACGCACUGCUGGAAUCCAGCGCCUUCGGCACCGACAGCGAGUCAAGCAUCCUGCUGAUGCUCGCCACCUGGAUGAAGAAGAACUACGCGAAAGCUGACGCCACGAUGCGCGAGCGGCUUUGCCGACAAGUCCGCCUGGUGCAGCUCAGCAAGCCCUACCUCGGCUUCGUGCUGCCCGCCCUGGUGCUGGACUACGAAACCGGCGCCCAGGCGCCUGCUGGCUGGCUGGCCGUCAACGGCAUGGAGGCCGCCUUCAUCAGCAACCUGGCGCGCGCCUCCCCGGUGGAGCGCGAGCAGCUGGAGACGGCAGGCAGCGGAAUGUUCGGGCUGAAGACGCCCGCCUACAGCAUCACACCCCGGCCGCAGUGCCUGCCGGAGGCGGGGUUGACCUUCCACUGGCACGUCACGCAGGAGCAGCUGGAGCAGAAGCUGGGGCAGCUGCGGCGGGAACACGUGUAUCCCAGCUUUGACGGCGGGAAGGCGCACAUCGUGGCGCGGGGGUUCCUGUGGCGCCCCUCGCUCAAGUACACGGUGGGCCAGGCGGCGGCGGGGCUGUUCCUGUGGUGCAAUAUGUCCUCCGCGUUCGAAGUCGCGGAGUCGCGACUGGGCGACGAGAGCAAGCUGGCGGCGGUGGUGGAAUUUGACGCGCAUCUUGCCGUACACAAGUGGCAGGAUGGAGUACGGCGGACGGUGCAGUACAGCUACAGCAGCUCUGAGGACAUGGUGACGAUCGGGCGGGGUCGGGGCUGGUCCAAGGUGCUGCCGCUGCGGCCGACGACGGCGGACAGCCAUGA
This is a messenger RNA of Astrephomene gubernaculifera, 1702 nucleotides long. Lineage: Eukaryota; Viridiplantae; Chlorophyta; Chlorophyceae; Chlamydomonadales; Astrephomenaceae. The record is from the annotation of a GenBank genome assembly.